This is a messenger RNA of Penicillium cataractarum, 1530 nucleotides long. RefSeq names its product putative NAD+ kinase. The coding region runs from base 1 to 1530 and encodes 509 amino acids. The transcript is spliced from 5 exons. NCBI's taxonomy places the organism in Eukaryota, Fungi, Ascomycota, Eurotiomycetes, Eurotiales, Aspergillaceae. Gene Ontology annotation, biological process: NADP+ biosynthetic process; NAD+ metabolic process. The record is from RefSeq and is a predicted model, not a curated record. Gene Ontology annotation, molecular function: NAD+ kinase activity.
AUGGCCGAAGAUUACGUGCGGUCGUCCUCGGGCGCCAUGGGCGAGAGCCACGGGGCGAUGAGCGACUCUGAGAUGCAGCAAAAUCAGUUGGAGGUCGUUUUCUACCCCGAUUCUAACCACCGCCGUAAAUCAUCCCUCGUUACAAUGGAGAAACCACGAUUUAGACCUCACUUCGAUCAACAUGACAAGUCGACGGCCUGUUAUGUGCAUUCCCUUAUCGCCGGCGAAUGGGCCGUACCGUCGAGCCAUGUGGACGAGACGCAGGAUGUGAUCCGGACAUUGAGUGAUGAGGAGCCCAACGUGGACACAAAGUCUCUCGAUGAGGACGACGUGGUGUCCGUCAUCGAUAGCGAUAAUAAGAUGCUCAAACCCGUGCCGACCGUCAUUCAAUCGCGGCACCUGACCAAACGACAACUCUCUGAUAUGGCAUGGAACGUGCGGAAACUGUCAAAGAAACUCGGCAGUAUCAAGCUCAAGCUCACGGUCAAUAACGUAUUCAUCGUGAGCAAGACACACGAUGAGUCGCUGGUCAGUCUGACCAGGAAAAUGACCCGGUGGCUGUUGUCUAAGGACCGGGAUGCGCCGUAUAAUGUCUAUGUGGAGCGCCGUCUAGAGACACAUCCGGACUUCGGAGCACUGCAGCUGGUGCAGGAGGAGCCAUCGGCCAAGGGCCGAUUGCAAUACUGGGAUCCAAAACUUGCACAGGAGCAGCCGCACCUGUUUGAUUUUGUUAUUACUCUUGGAGGAGAUGGGACGGUCCUCUAUACGAGCUGGUUAUUCCAGCGUAUCGUACCGCCAGUUCUAUCAUUUGCACUCGGUUCACUAGGUUUCAUGACGAAAUUCGAUUUCGCCGAUCACCAAAAAAUCCUCGAGAAUGCUUUCCGGGAAGGCGUCAUUGUCAGCCUCCGACUGCGCUUUGAAUGCACUAUCAUGCGAAGCAAAGCGCGGUUGAAAGACCCCGACUCGAGAACUCUCACAAGCCGGGAUCUGGUAGAAGAAUUGAUUGGAGAGGAAGGAGAAGACACAUUGACACAUACCCCGGAUCGAGUCUACGAGAUUCUCAACGACGUCGUUCUGGACCGGGGUCCAAAUCCAACUAUGUCUCAAAUCGAACUGUUUGGCGACGACGAGCAUUUCACUACCUUGCUUGCGGACGGAAUCUGCAUUGCAACCCCGACGGGUUCCACGGCGUACAACCUCGCGGCGGGAGGCUCGCUUUCGCACCCUGAGAAUCCGGUUAUACUGGUAACCGCAAUUUGCGCACACACCCUAUCCUUCCGCCCGAUUAUCCUGCCAGAUACUAUUGUGCUACGUAUGGGUGUGCCUUACGAUGCGCGGACCAGUUCGUGGGCUAGUUUCGAUGGACGGGAGAGGGUUGAAUUACAUCCCGGUGACUACGUGACUGUGUCUGCAUCGAGAUACCCAUUCGCCAAUGUGCUACCCCAAGAUCGACGGGGCGAAGACUGGGUGCAUAGUAUUUCCAAAACGUUGAACUGGAAUUCAAGGACGAAACAGAAAAGCUUCAAGUAG